AUCUCCCCUUUGCUAAUUUUACAUCUUAUAUGAAACUUUUGCUUAUAUAAAUGACAAAAUACAACAGGAAACAUCAAUAACUUCUGAGGAGAUUUGUAAAUGCAAAGUGCAAUCGAUGUGCCAGGUUAAUAGGUUAUUGCCUCCUACCAUAACUGUGCUCUUCUUCUGCUAUUUCUUUUUAAGGAUCAAAGAACUGGGGAAGAAAAGGAAGGGGCUUCUAUUUUUGCACAAACAACCCUCCCCACCCAACCAAAAAAAAAAAAAAAAUCUCGGUGCCCGGGCGGUCUCUCUUUGUGUUUGUUUUUGUUUCCUAUCUCUAUGUUGGUUUCUUCGUCUUGCUUUUUCUGGUUCAGGGCUUUGUUAAACUGAGAUAAAGUCAUUUAUUACCGGGAUUAAUGAUGAUGAAACAACCGAGGCACUUCCCAGUUUAAAGUCAAGGUUAAAAAUAAGUAAACACACUAGACUAUAGUAUGCACAAGUCUUCAAGUUAGGUUAGCUUUUGAGCAACCCAUCCCAUAUUUUAACUGAAAGGUAGAGGAGAUGGCUUGUGAAUCAGGGUAUAAAGAUAUUGACACUGGUCUUUAAAGUUUUGUAGGUUGCAUAUGCAAGUUACAUUUUUAAAAAAAUUGUCGAUAUAGGUAAAUUUGGAGGAUUGCAAUCCUCAAACAUGACAUAUAUAAUUAACUUCAGCUGAUAAUUUGACGUUAAACAAUUCGAACAAAGGAAUUUGUCUACUGAAUAAGUUGGUUGAAGUUAGGUGCAUCUCCGAUGACUACUUUUACCUAGGUAGCUAUGAAAAAUGACUUGAGGAAUGUUAACCAACAGCAAGACUAAGAAGAAUAUUAUGACAAAUGACUUUACAUCUCAUUUAUAUGCGUACUGCUUUCACACUGUGUCUUUCAAACUUUGUCUUUGACACUAAUGGAGCUCAUGAGGCUACACCUCAGAGCAAAGUUCUCAAUUACAGUGUGUAUAUUAUUGUUUCAUUUAGUAGGUGCAUUUGACUCAGAGCUCUCUCCAUACUACUACAGUGAGUUGUGCCCUCUUGCUGAAGAGAUCGUUAGGCAAAAUGUCGAGGCAGCAGUUUAUCGUGACCCAUUAUUGGCAGCAGCUCUCUUGAGACUCCAUUUCCAUGACUGUUUUGUUCUGGGAUGUGAUGCAUCCUUACUACUUGAUGACACAGUUGCAAUAGUCAGUGAGAAGACAGCAGUUCCAAACUUGAAUUCUCUUCGUGGGUUCGAGGUGAUUGAUAGAAUCAAAUAUUUGUUGGAGGAAGCUUGCCCUUUGACUGUAUCUUGUGCUGAUAUUUUGGCAAUUGUUGCUAGAGAUGCAGUUGUUUUGAGAGGGGGACCGAGCUGGGAAGUAUAUUUAGGGAGAAAAGACUCCCUGCAAGCGAGUGUCACUCUUGCAAACAAAAUGAUACCUGCUCCAAACUCCACUCUUGAGGUUCUCAUUGCCAACUUUGCAGCACAAGGGCUUGACGUAGUAGACCUGGUAGCUCUAUCAGGAAGUCAUACCAUCGGAAGAUCAAGAUGUACUAGCUUCAAAGGGAGGCUAUACGGUCAGCUAGCGUAUGAAGGGCCUCCGUUCUCCCUCGAAUAUAGAAGUUAUACAUUCCGAAGUUCUUUGCAGGCAAUAUGCCCAACAAAUGGGAGAGACAAUGCCUUGGUCCCUCUAGACCUCAAGACUUCAAGGAGGUUCGAUAACCAGUACUACCUCAACUUGCUUAGAGGCCUCGGCUUGCUUCAGAGUGAUGAAGCGCUUGUUUCUGAGAGCGUAGAGGAGAGUGUUAUAGAGAUAGUUUGGGCUUACGCUCAGAAUCAAGAGCUUUUCUUUCGGGAUUUUGCAAAAUCUAUGAUAAAGAUGGGGAAUAUUAAUGUGCUUACUGGAAGUGAGGGACAAGUUAGAGAGCACUGUCGAUAUUUGAAUGUUUAGAUGGAGAGUUAAUGAACAAGACGAAGGUUUCUUUUGCUUGU
This is a messenger RNA of Asparagus officinalis (garden asparagus), 1976 nucleotides long. RefSeq names its product peroxidase 20. NCBI's taxonomy places the organism in Eukaryota, Viridiplantae, Streptophyta, Magnoliopsida, Asparagales, Asparagaceae. The record is from RefSeq and is a predicted model, not a curated record. The transcript has 4 exons. Gene Ontology annotation, biological process: response to oxidative stress; hydrogen peroxide catabolic process. Gene Ontology annotation, molecular function: peroxidase activity; heme binding. The coding region runs from base 922 to 1935 and encodes 337 amino acids.